Fraxinus pennsylvanica is the source of this 1023-nucleotide messenger RNA. The record is from the annotation of a GenBank genome assembly. Lineage: Eukaryota; Viridiplantae; Streptophyta; Magnoliopsida; Lamiales; Oleaceae.
AUGGGAGUAAAUUCCUUUAACGGAAUCUUACCAAAAUCCUUAGGUAAUUUGUCAGCAUCUAUUGAAAUUUUCUCUGCCGAUAAUUGUGAUAUUAAAGGUAUCAUUCCAAAUGAAAUUGGUAAUAUGAGCAACUUGAUCGUGUUACGCAUUGAAGACAAUGAAUUGACAGGAACAAUUCCAGGCAAGUUGGGUCAACUAAGAAAAUUGCAAAAGCUGAGACUUGAUGUCAAUAAACUAGAGGGGUCAGUACCUGUCAACAUUUGCAAUUUGGUAAAUCUGUAUCUUCUUGAUUUGGGGAAUAAUCAGCUUUCUCAACAGCUACCAACUUGUUUUGGAAUUCUUACCUCUUUACUAGAAAUUUAUUCAGAUUACAACUCAUUAACGUCCACUAUCCCAUCCACACUAUGGAAUAACAAGGAAAUUCAGAUUUUGAGUUUAGCUCAUAAUUUGUUGAACGGGUCGCUGGCACCAGAAAUUGGCAACAUUAAGAGCAUAAGAGGGUUAUAUCUAUCUGGAAAUAAAUUCUCAGUUGAUAUUCCAAGCAUUAUAGGACAACUUCAGAAUUUGGAAAAUCUAACAUUGUCAAACAAUCGAUUACAGGGUACUAUACCUGGUAAUCUGAUUUCAUUGAAGAUAUUGGAUUUAUCAAAGAGCAAACUCGAUGGUGUAAUCCCCAAGUCAAUAGAGAAACAACUUCAGAAUUUGGAAAAUCUAACAUUGUCAAACAAUCGAUUACAGGGUACUAUACCUCAGUCGUUUGGUAAUCUGAUUUUAUUGGAUUUAUCAAAGAACAAACUCGAUGGUGUAAUCCCCAAGUCAAUAGAGAAACUUGAAUACCUUGAGUAUUUCAAUGUUUCAUUCAAUGAACUCAUUGGUGAAAUUCCAAAUGGAUGGCCUUUUAAGAAAUUUACCUCAGAUUUUUUCAUUGGAAACAGAGAAUUGUGUGGAGCAUCUCAAUUUAAGAUCAAGUCAUGCACAGGUAAUACAACUCGAUUAUCAAGCAAUACCGAAUUCUUGAAGUAA